AUGGCUGACCGGGAUGCGUGGGUGUUGUCCAAUCGCGUGCAUGGCGCGCAGUUCGACGACCAGGUAUGGGAGCAAUUCGAGGACUACGACGAACUCGCCGCGCCGCACGCUGACCGGGACGCCGCGGGUGUCGUUGACGCCAGCUGCGACGCGGUGCACGCUGCGAGACUGCGACAGGUCGAGGUUGCAGAAACUGACGGCGGCCGCAAGGACCUGUUGCCUGGCCGCUUGGUUGACGGUCCGCGAGAGGCGCGCGAGUUGGCAGGCUGCGAGGGAGCACAAGGGGACGCGCGUCGCGUGAACGGGUGGGGGGAGCAGCAGGAGGAUGGGGGCGGGAAUGGCGCUGGGGAUGGCGUUGGCGUGGGCAAGCACAGUCCUCAUGCGCGCGCGGACCAUAGCGCCGCUUGCGCCUUCCCGCGCGCCGAGCUACCAAGCUCCCCGGACAGGCAAGGCGGGGCUUGCGCGGACGCGAUGGCGGACGGCAUGGCAAGUGAGCCGUGGGGUCACGAGCAGGCGAGCCACGUGGAUGAGCUGAUGAGGUGGGUCAGCUCUGACACGGCAUUGAUGCGUUGUGCUCCCGAUGUCAGACUUGCUUGCCGGAAUAUCCGUUCUCCGGUUCGCAUGUCCCACCUGACCUUACCCUCCUGUCUGCCUCGCGCUACCCGCAGUUCCGCCUAUGCCACGGACGCGCUUUCUUUUCCCUCCGGGGACUUUCUUCCUCUCCCCUCCGCGGACCCUCCCUCCCCCUCCUCCGCGGACGCUCUCCCCCAUCUCACGCGCGCCGACCUGCACUCGUGGUGGGGCCCCGCCUCCGAUCCCUCCGUGCCGCUGCCGCCCGCGCCCGCGCUCCUCGAUGCCGCCUGCGCCUUCCCCUCCGCCGGCGCCGCCGACGAGCGUUGCCGCGAGGAGGAGCGGCGCGCGGCGCAGGUGUGGGCGGUGGAGGAGCUGGAGGCGGAACACGAGGAGGGGGGCGACCACGCGGGAUGGGGGGACGGCGCGGAGGGCGAUGGAGGGGCGAAGGCGGAUGGCGCUGUUGCGUCGGACGCGGACAGCAAGGGAGCCGCGAGAGCAGGGCUUGCGAGCAAUGGUGGUGGUGCUGCUGCUGCGUGUGUGGCACAGGUGCGUGCAAUUCGUGCUUCCAUGCUGCGAGUGUCGCGCAUGCCAUCAUCACAAUAUCUUGCUGCCUCGCAUGCUAGCACAGCGCACACCACGCCACGCACGGCAGGAUGGCGGCUGCUGGGGGGGGGCGCUCUCUGGAACUGCGCCCUGCGCACGGCAGCGGCGGACAGCGCGCCGUCGAGGGAGGGUGGCUCCAGCGCCGCGCGUGCUGCGAGCGUGAGCAGCAGCGGGGCGGCAGCUGAGGCUGGCGCACCCGGCAGCUCCAGCCCCGGUGGCUCCUCGCGCUGCCUCUCGCAG
This is a messenger RNA of Closterium sp. NIES-65, 1416 nucleotides long. The record is from the annotation of a GenBank genome assembly. Lineage: Eukaryota; Viridiplantae; Streptophyta; Zygnematophyceae; Desmidiales; Closteriaceae.